This is a messenger RNA of Aphanomyces astaci, 1398 nucleotides long. RefSeq lists its product as hypothetical. Gene Ontology annotation, cellular component: membrane. Gene Ontology annotation, biological process: transmembrane transport. Gene Ontology annotation, molecular function: transmembrane transporter activity. Lineage: Eukaryota; Oomycota; Saprolegniomycetes; Saprolegniales; Verrucalvaceae. The record is from RefSeq and is a predicted model, not a curated record. The transcript has a single exon. Bases 63 to 1352 code for a protein of 429 amino acids.
GCUGAAACGACCAUGCCACAUGCGUACAUACCCACUAUUUGCAUUUUUAACUACCGUACCGAAUGACUUCACGCUCGACUUGGGGCAGCGUGGCCGCCAGCGCUUUGUGUGGUCAAGCCAUCAUCGUGACCCUGGUGCUGCAAUACAUCGGAACCAACUACCUGCACACUACCGGCACCGUGUUGGCCACGUUCCAAACCUCUCUAGCCUUCCUGGUCUUGGCCAUUACGUGCUUGCCAUUCGUGUUGAGUCGUCCGCAGAUUCAUCGACCAUGGUGGCUGUGGCUACUGCUGGGAUUUGCCCACGUCGAAGGUCACUUUUGCGCUAUCAAAGCUUUUGGGACCAACCCCAACUACUCCUUCAUGGGUAUUCUGCUGCAUCUUGCGAUUCCGUUCCAAAUGUUGUUGGCGUAUUUGAUCCUGCGAACUCGCUACUCCGUCACCAACUACCUUGGUGUGUUCUUCAUUGUCCUCGGAGCGAUCAUCGUGAUGGUGUGCGACACCGUCGACGGAAGUCUGGCGAGCCAUCUGUGGUCGAUCGGCGCGGCAGGGUUUGCUGCGGCCGCCCUCGUCCUCCACAAGUACACGGCCGACCUAACAUUGGAGGUGAUUCCGCCCGUUGAAAUCUUUGGCAAAGUGGGGGCCGUAGCUGUCGUGCUGUCCGCCGUCCAAAUGGUCAUCUUAGGUGAAUUCUCGGCCAUGACCACCACCACUGUGUGGAACACCGCCACCAGCACCUACUUUGCCGGGUACACCCUAGCUGUCCUUCUCUUCUACGCUGUCAUGUGUGCAUCCCACCACGCCAUCGAAAUCCUGUGGUUCCACCUCAGCUUGGUGCUCUUCAACGUGUACACCGCCUUAUCCAUCACGUGGCUAUUUCAAGUGGCAGUCACCCCCGUGUUCUUGGGGGUGAGCGGCGUCGUGGUCGUUGGCGUGUGCCUCUACGGGUGGCAAGAUCCGUUCGAAAGGGGAUUCAGCCGCAAACUCUUGGAUCGAAUGGGGGGCCCUGAACCUACGAUGGACGACGCCAUGAUGGACAGCCUCGUCGUGCCGAUCGUGAUGGCGCUGCCGUAUUCUCCAGACCACAGCGACUACGGCGGCGAAUCGACGUCCAUGUACUACUUGGAUUCGGCCCGCAACAGCUACCUAUCGAACCCCCAGCCAGAGGACGAGCCCCAUAUGACCAGCAGCCCCAUGGUCGAGGAAAUACAUGUCAACCAUGAUGUCGUGUACACGAAGGACUACUUCGAAGGCAAAGUCAUCUUCACGAUGGAAGACGUGAGUCCAGCAUCCACCCCCCGGCACUCGCUAGUCGAUAUUGUCUCGUAUACGUCCAACCACGGAACCAUUUGAUAGUAUGUGCGUAGAAUUACAAAAAUGUUUGAUUUAUAAACUGUGG